AUGAGUUUUUAUAUGAAGGGAAAACAGUAUUGCUAAUUCAUGGAUUAGCUGAAUCAGGCAAAAGUACUACAGCCAAAAAAAUUCAAGAGUUUAUUUGGAAAUUACAUGAUAGCAAUAAAAAAAUUGGGAAUUAUGUACUAAUACCUGUUUAUAUUUCAUUACACUCUUUAAAAAACUGUUUUUUAAGCAUUAGAGGAAUCACUUAAGUAAGAUGAUUAUGGGUUUGAUGAUCUUUAAUUGAAAGAAUGUAAAGAGAUAUUGUAAAAGAAAGAAUUCCGAUUCAUAUUUAUAAUGGACAGUUAUAAUGAAAUGAAGCUAGAGAAUAUUUAGAAAAAUUUAUACAUUAAUAAUAAGCUCAAAUAAAAUUGGUCAGACCCUCUUGUUAUUUUUACCACUAGAAGUGACAUUUCCUCGUAGUAAUUAUGCCGACUGGUUUGCGCCUGAAGAUAAUUAGAGAUUUAAAGUAAUCUAGCAUCUUCAGUUUGAAUAGAAUUAAAAAUAAGAAUAUCAAUAUCUUAAGAUAUUUACGAUUUAAAGUAUUAAAAUGUUAAUUUAUGAUAUGCAUGAAUGGUAAGUAUAAACUUAAAACCAAAAAGCUCUGGAUUUUAAAAAGUUUGAACAGAGAUGGGAAAGGUGUAUUCAUCAUUAUAGAAAUUUGAUGAACAGGGUGGAAAUCUGA
Molecule: messenger RNA, 679 nt
Organism: Paramecium pentaurelia
Lineage: Eukaryota; Ciliophora; Oligohymenophorea; Peniculida; Parameciidae
Source: the annotation of a GenBank genome assembly